Molecule: messenger RNA, 4527 nt
Organism: Hippopotamus amphibius kiboko
Lineage: Eukaryota; Metazoa; Chordata; Mammalia; Artiodactyla; Hippopotamidae
Gene: THUMPD1
Product: THUMP domain containing 1
Exons: 4
Coding region: 60-1133 (357 amino acids)
Biological process (GO): tRNA modification
Molecular function (GO): RNA binding
Source: RefSeq, a predicted model, not a curated record
GUGGGGGCGCGAGGGCCUUGGAGAAACACGUUUCUCGUUUGGCUCAGCUUUCCCGUACCAUGGCGGCCCCCGUGCAGCAGCCUCCUCAGCCUGGCGGCGGGAAGCGCAAAGGCAAGGCUCAGUACGUGCAGGCCAAGCGGGCUCGACGCUGCGAAGGCGGCGGGCCCCGGCAGCUGGAGCCCGGGCUCCAGGGCAUUCUCAUUACCUGUAACAUGAACGAGCGCAAGUGCGUGGAGGAGGCCUACAGCUUGCUCAACGAAUACGGCGACGACAUGUAUGGGCCAGAAAAGUUUGCAGACAAGGAUCAGCAACCCUCUGGAAGUGAGGGAGAAGAAGAUGAUAUGGAGGCUGCCUUGAAGAAAGAAGUUGGUGACAUUAAGGCAUCUACAGAGAUGAGGCUAAGAAGAUUCCAGUCAGUGGAGAGUGGAGCAAAUAAUGUAGUCUUCAUCAGGACACUCGGGAUAGAACCUGAGAAACUGGUGCAUCAUAUUCUUCAAGAUAUAUACAAAACCAAGAAGAAGAAAACUCGGGUUAUUUUACGAAUGUUACCCAUCUCAGGCACAUGCAAGGCUUUCUUAGAAGAUAUGAAAAAAUAUGCAGAAACAUUUUUGGAACCCUGGUUUAAGGCUCCAAACAAAGGGACAUUUCAGAUUGUAUACAAAUCUCGGAAUAACAGUCACAUGAAUAGAGAAGAAGUUAUCAAAGAAUUGGCAGGAAUAGUAGGCAGCCUCAAUUCGGAAAAUAAAGUGGAUCUUACCAAUCCACAGUACACAGUGGUAGUAGAAAUCAUUAAAGCUGUCUGUUGCUUGAGUGUUGUGAAAGAUUACACGUUGUUCAGAAAAUACAAUCUCCAGGAGGUGGUGAAGAGUGCUAAGGACCCGUCACAGCUUAACCCAAAGCAGGCAGUGCAAACAGGAAAUGGAAAAGAAGCUAAAUUGGAAUCUGGUGACAAAUCAAAUCAAAAUGACCCAGCCGAAGGAAAAAAUAACCAGCAGGUGCUACCAGAGAAUAGUGAGGAGCUGGGUCAGACAGAACCAAUAUCUGAGACACAUGUGGUGAGUGGCGGGGUGGCUAAACCUGAACUUGCAAGUCAAGCAGAAGGCUCUGAGUCAAAUGAAAAUGACCUCUCGUAAGGAAAAAAAUCAUUUGAUGUUGAAGGUGGAUUUCUCAACUGCGGUUCUGUGAGACGUUGCUGGGAUUCCAUAUAAAAUUGUGACUAAACAUAUUGCUUUUGAGUUUGUGUGCUGUGUAAUGCUGUACUCACAAUAAUUGAGCAGCCCUGUUAAUAGUUUUGUUCGAGAUAUUUCAGCCCUGUAUGGCAGUUUGCAGUAGGCCCACAUGCAUUUGGUUGAGCUAGAAGAGGCUGUUGUUAAAUUGGUGAAUGCUACUGCACAGAGUGGAGGGUGGUGUGAGGAGGAUGUUGGCCUCUCCCUCAUGAUUACCUUCCUCACUCUCCCCUUCUGCACUCCCAGCUGACUUAUGGGAGUGAACAAGCUCUGUGAAAUCGAAACUCACGGGGAUUUUCAUUCUAAGGAAGGAAUUUUCGCAUGUUGCCACUCAGCUGUUGCCUGCCAUUUUGUUGUAAACAUUGCAAAAACAUGGGUCAUAUAGGUUAGAAGUGAAUUGUUUUGUACUUUUUGUGAUUUUGUUGUUUAGCUUUUAUGCCCCUGCCCCUUCUUUUUUUUGGCCACGCCCCAUGUGGAAUCUUAGUUCCCCUACGAGGGAUUGAACCCACGCCCCCUGCAGUGGAAGCUGUGCCCAUUUUUAUGCUUUAAUAACAUUUGUUACAAACAAAUCUGAUGAUCCAGUGCUGCAGUUUUUGAAGCCAAGGUGUGAGAUAGAAGUGUUCCAUUCUAGGCAUAGAAUUACAGACAUUUCCGAUAAGGUUAGUUAUGAAGAAUUAGUCUUCUGAGCUACUACAGUAUACUAGGGCAACAAGGGACUCAUUCUUUACAGUAUAAGCUACUUCACAAUGUAAAUCGUUAUAUAAUCCAAGCGGUUCCGUUCCAUUGUUUAGCCUUUGUGAAAUGCAAUUUACAAACCAAACAUUUGGUUCAGCAGUUUUAACUACGUAACCCCUUGACAAAGAAAGAUGAUUAUUUUAAUGGCUUUGGAAUAUCAAGACAGUAAAGCUUUUGUUCAGAAAGUCACAUUCAGUGAAAAGAUUUAGGAAGCAGAUUAUUUAGUAGCAGAACUUUUUCCAGAAAAGAAAAAUUCACAUAGUUGGUAAAAAUCUAAAGGAACCAACAUUAAAAUGCUAGGUCAAGAAGCAGUAUAAGAAAUUGAAAAGACUCGUAAUAAAUUGACUUAUGUCAUGUGAUGCUAAAGAGGUUUUGUGUGGGCUGAUGAAUCAACAGAUUUCAUGAAUAUUUGUCAUGCUAUAGCCUUUGUAAGAUUUGUAAAUGAGGAGGAAAUUCAAGGAAACUUUCGGUUGCUAGGAGCCUCCUAAAGCAAUGCUCAUUGUAAAUUUAAUAGGUCUUCAUAUCUGAAAACCAACAGUCUGUCAUCUGUACUCCUGGUGCCCUAUCAGUGGCUGGCUCCAUGACAAGUUUUGCCUGAUUUUAAUACAAGAAAAUCCUGAUGUUGGUGUUGCAGCACACUGUGUAACAGAGAAGUGCUUAACAUGGCUUAACAGGUGUUACAGCACACUGCUUAACAGAGAAGCACUGAUAUAAAAAACUUGGAGAUGAAAUGAAGAAAGUUCUAAAUAAUGCUACAAAAAUGGUUAAUUUAAUUAAAGAUCCAUUUAUGCAAGAAUGUUUAAAAAAAACCAACUAAAACCUGAACAAAGAGCACAUAAAUUUCCUACAUACAGAAAUCCAGUACUUAUCAGAGGAAGAGUUCUCCACAGGAUAUUUAUAUUGAAAGGUGAAUUACCAGUAAAUUAUAAGUACAAGAAAAUAUUAGGCCAGAUUUUGCUAAAUGCUUUGAAGAUGAAGAAUGAGUACAGAAACUAGUCUAUAUAGCCAACAUUUCUUCAUUAUGAGAACAAAUGUACAGUUUAUGCAAGGGCCUGGAGAAAAGUGUUUUUUUCUUAAAAGUGACAGGAGUCUUAGAUUAAAAGAAACUGACUCUUUGGAAUGCGUAAGGCACUCUUGAAAUGUUUCCACAGCCACUUGGGUUUGAGAAUGAAGAAAGCAACAAGUCUCAAGCCUUAUUUAAACUCUGCUUGAAGAACUGCAAAACCAAAUUAAAUAGCAUUUCCCCUCUGUUUUCCAAUGCUGGUGGGUAACUGGGUGAGGAGCCCUUUUUCAAAAUCGCAGCCUGAGAUUUUGUCAUUGAGAGAAGAGGAAGAACUCUGAGAGUCCUAUUCUGACAGUUCUGGAUUUCUGUGAAACAAGAGUAUCCUUCAACUUAGUGCUGCCACUCACAUACAUUGAGGGUCCCCUUAAUUUGAAAGUUUUUUCAAAGGUUCCUCCAGGGUAAAACUGAGAAAAGGUGGAAGAGACAGACACCAAAGAGGGCUGCAAAAUAAAAUGUCCGGAUUGAGAAUACUAAGGGGUUGUGAAAUUAGCUUUUGGUGUUGGAUUUAUUCUUAAGUUUUAACAAGUUCAAAAGUGUUAAGUGUUCCUGCAACAAUAGCUGUAUUUGUUUAUUGGCUAAUGAACAUGGAAAUAUAUUCUUAUCCUCCUAGCUAGUGGUUCUGCUGGUAAAUCAGCCUAGAAGGAUUUGGGAAGGGCAGAGAAAAUAGAAAGGGCCUUGCUAAUGCAGAUGAGGCUGGAACUUCCUUAUAUAUCUUUAGAUAUUUAGAAUGUUAACUCUUCAUAAGUUGAAGUUAUCUUGAAAGGAUGAUAAGAGCAUUGUAACUAUCAUUGGGGGAACAUGGAUGAUAGGAUUUUGGUGCCUUCAUCAGACUUUUUCCAAGACGAAGAUACUUUUAUUUUGAUAGUACAAGACUCUGGAACUCUGGGAAUAACAUUGGCUGUAUGUUUACAGAACAUACAACUCUGUGGAACUGGGUUCCUUUUAUUUUGUGAAAGCUGCUACUCUACAGAAAGAUUUUGAUUUAGUAGUUUGUUUUUAUUCCCCUUUUGUAUUUAUUUGUAUUUGGUAAGACCUUAGUGGGACAAAAGUUAUUCUUCCCCAAGUAUAAGGUAGUACUGUGUUCUGUUGGAAUCUGAAUUUGUUCAUUGAAAGAUUUGUUUUCAGGUUUACCAGCUGUUUAUUUUCACUGACAUUUGAGCAUGUUAUUCAAUAAAUGAUGAGACUCCCAAGUGGGAAUUGAGUGCUUUUUGUCCUUUUAAUUUUUAUUUUAAACAAUUAUGUCAAACUCCACCUCAGUGUUGUGGUUUAGUAAACUUGUUUUGCUCUUUGGAGGAGAGAGUGUUAAAUUUGAUAUUUUAAAACAUGUUUCUCUACUGUUAAAUGUGAUUUCUAAAUAUUAUUUUUCUUGUAUUUUGCUUUUGGUAUGGCCAGAUAUUCGGCUUGUUUUUCAUAGUUCCAGAUGUUUUUAGAAAAAUCAAAAUAAAUUUGUUCCUUAAAGAUUGGUGUUCUCUAUCUCUACUUUUUUUCUGCCUCUUAGUAAAU